Amphibalanus amphitrite is the source of this 4920-nucleotide messenger RNA. Its product is annotated as nuclear factor of activated T-cells 5-like. Gene Ontology annotation, molecular function: RNA polymerase II cis-regulatory region sequence-specific DNA binding; DNA-binding transcription factor activity, RNA polymerase II-specific; transcription factor binding. Gene Ontology annotation, biological process: regulation of transcription by RNA polymerase II. The transcript has 15 exons. Gene Ontology annotation, cellular component: transcription regulator complex. Lineage: Eukaryota; Metazoa; Arthropoda; Thecostraca; Balanomorpha; Balanidae. The record is from RefSeq and is a predicted model, not a curated record. Bases 175 to 3285 code for a protein of 1036 amino acids.
AGUUUUGAUCGAGAGGUUGUGGAGUGUGGUCGCGGAAGUACUCUCUCCGAUUGUGAGUCGCUUUAACUGAAGUAACGCAUCCACUAGCUUCAUUUUAUCCAAUCCUGAACUGCGAGGAAGAGCUUAUCAAGAUUUCGUUCAACAAAGAUAGUGUCCAAGAGGGAGCCAUCCAGCAUGCUGGUGGACCACUUGGCAAUGGAACAGACACAGCAAACUAUGUUGUCCCGACCAGGUCGCAAGAGGCGUGCACGGGUGAGCGACAUUUCCGGCGCGGUGGAGCGUACCAAAGCGCCGCGGCGUCAGCCAGUGCCGCCGGCGCAGCGUAUUACCAAGCCCGAGCCCGACGAGGACUCGGGCCUUGGUUUUGACGACCCUCACGAGGCGACGGCGCGCGCUGCGGACACGGCGCACCUGCUCCGAGCCAGCCUGGUCGGAUCGGUACGGAAGGUAACCAAGAGGGAGGAUACCGCCGCCAGAGACUCGUGCUUCGUCCGGGACGCUCGCUCAGCGUCGGCCGCUCAGCCCCCGGCAGGUUUUCUCAAGGGCGUCAACCCCGUCUCCAAGUGUGGCAAGUACCGUCUGUCGCUGGCCCGCGAGCCGGAGACGCGUCACCGGGCCCGCUACCAGACCGAGGGCAGCCGCGGAGCCGUCAAAGACUCCACCGGCAAAACUUCGCCGCAGGUCGUGUUGCACGGCUACACUCAGCCGGUGGCGCUGCAGAUGUACGUGGGCUCGGACGCCGACGGCUGCAGUCCGCACCUCUUCUACCAGUCGUGUCGGGUCACCGGUAAAACGGCCAGUCCCAGCGACGAGCUGAACCUCAGUGGCACCGUGGUGAUCCAGACCACCAUGACGCCAGACAAGGGAGGCGACAGCGUCAGCGCCCGCUGUGACUGCCUGGGUAUCCUGAAGCAGCGUAACGUCGACAUCGAGUCGCGGGUGGCGGCGGCCGGCGGCGCGGCGGCGGCGAGCGCGGUGGCCGCCGGCGGUCGGCGGCCGACGGUCAGGAAGGGAGCGCGAACCACUAGCUGCAGGCUCGUGUUCCGGGUGACGGUGCUGAAUGGACACGGACGCGUCGAGACGCUACAGAUCGCCUCCCGGUCCAUCGUCUGCACUCAGCCACAGGGUGUUCCCGAGGUCACCAAGCUCUCCAUCACCGAGGCCUCCCCGGUCGGCGGCCAGGAGCUGAUCGUGCUCGGAAAGAACUUCGUCAAGGACUCGCGCGUGGUGUUUACAGAGACGUCCGACAGCGGCGCCACUGUCUGGCACCAGACGGUCACGCCGCACAAGGACCACUUGCAGGCGGUUCAUCUGGUAUGCGAGGUGCCCGCCUACUGGGACAGCCGACCCUCUGCGCCGCGCGCCAUCUCUCUGACAGUCCGCUCCGGUGACCGCGAGUCGGACGGUGUGCCGUUCUGGUACACCGCCGCCAGCGCGGCCGGCUCCUCUGGCGUCUGCUCGGCAGCCGGCUCGGUGGCAGACAGUUCCGAGCUGACCUCCACACCUGACCGGGCCGAGACCGGCGGCAAGCAGCUGCCCAACGGCGUGUCGCAAGCUGCCAUCGCGAUAAACCGACACUUUGCGGAGACUGGCGAGAUCCUGCUGGGAGCCGGAGUUCAGCCGACAGAGCCGGCCAUCAAGACGUCGCCAUCGGCGCGCGCAGAACUCACAGACCCCGCUGCUGUCUCAGUGGCCGUGCAGCGGCCGGCGGCGCUGGAGCCGCGGACGGACAAGGUGCCGGCCAUGCAGCUGGUGCCGGUGGCCCCGGACGUCGGAUGCUCGCCGAGCAUGUUCGUCACGGUGGCCCUGACUCAGAGCGCGGCCGGCCCGGCGCCGCUGAUCCAGGAGGCGUCCCCCGCGACGGGGGCUGAUUGGACGAGCCGACAGGAGCAGAGCGUACCCGUGAGACAGGAGGUGGCUACUCCGACCGGCUGGGCCGCGCAGCAGCAGCAGCAGAAGCAACAUGCUCAACAACAACAGGCCCAACGGCAACAGGCCCAGCAGCAACAUCAACAGCUGCAACAGCGUGUUCAGCAGCAGCAACAGCAACAACUCCAACAUCAGCAGCAGCAGCAACAACAGCAUGUUCAGCAGCAGCAACAGCAACAACUCCAACAUCAGCAGCAGCAGCAACAGCAGGUUCAGCAACAGCAACAGGCGCAGCAGCAGCAGCAGCAGCACGCGGCUGACGCGGCCGAGGCAGACCAGUGGAGCCCUGCCACGCGCACUGACGUCUCCCCGCAGGCCGUCUGGCCUUCAGCGACGUCCCAGGCGGACUCGUCACAGGUCGCCGCCACCUGGUCCCCGCAGUCGCUAACGGAGACCCCCGCUGCCACCGGACAGGAGGCGUGGUCACCGACCACAGCCCCCGGCUCGGCAGAGACCACCGGCUGGCCGUCGCCGCAGCCCGAGGCGCCGGCCUCGCAGGCCGCCUGGUCCCCGCCGACCACCGAGACCGCCUGGAGCUCGCCCAAGACGGAGACGCCCGCCGCCAGCGGCUGGGCGGCCUCCGUGUCGGCGUCGACGGACGGCGCCGCCGACAGUCUGUGGAAGCGCGAGGUGGCCACCAUCGUCUCCGAGUCGGUGGUGCAGAAGUGGACGGCUGCCGAUGUGGUGGAGGCCGUGUCCCAGCACGGCUGGUCGGAAACGGUGGCUGCCCCGCCGCAGCCGGUGGCGGAGACGUGGCAGAUGGAGACCGAGACGGCUGUCACCACUGCCGCCGACACCACGCCGUCCGCCUGGCACGGCCUGGGGCAGACUGCGCCGGCAGAGGGCGGGCGCAGCUGGAGCCCCGAGUCGGAGCCGACAACGGCGCGGGUGGAGUCCGACUGGACGGCCGUGACCACCGCCGGAGAGACGGCAAGUGGCGAGCAGUCCUGGUCUGCGCUGGCCGUGGACACCAAGACCAGCUGGGCACAGAAGGAGGCCGCCCCGGCUCCGGCGCCGGUGCAGACCUGGACCGCAGCGGAGGUGGAGAAGACGUGGUCUGCCCCGCAGCAGCAGCAGACACAGCACACACAGCCCCAGCCGCCGGCCGAGCAGCCGCCCCAGUGGACGCCGGCCGCCGAGGUGCCGACCUGGUCGCAGCAGCAGCUGGCGGACGUGCUCCAGGAGACGGUGGCCGCCUCGGAGCCGGCCCCCGCGCCCGCGCAGAGCCGGCGCAGUGACCCCAUGUGGGGCGAGGUGGCGUUCCCUGCCCCCAGCGCGGCGCCGGCCGAGGACCCGCUCAGUGACCUGCCCAAGGGCAUGGGACUGAUCGACUACAUCAACGGAGACAGCGUUUAAACGUCUCCGUUCCGAUGGCAACCUACCCAGCCACCAAACCGACUGAGAAUUACAGACAUGUGACUGAGAACUGAACAGACCGGCGAAUCUGUGACUCAGAACUGAACAGACUGGCGAGUCUGUGACUGACUGAGCGGAACAGACUGGCGAGUCUGACUGAGCGAGCCAGUCCGGACUGAGACUGAACUCACUGCUAUCCCCGACUGCGGGACGUGAACUGUCCACAGCGUUGGGUGUGACCGUCUGGCCGUCCGGGAGGUUCCCGCGGCCACGACGCGAACUGAGCGUGAUGGCAGACCUGCGACCUCGGAGCAGCUCCGCUCUUGAGUUGACCCGCGGUGAUUGUGGUGUUUGUGAUUGACUAAGACGGCCCCGGGCCGCCGGACGAGCUUCGAGUGAUCGCGCUCUGACCGUGUGAGUGAAGACGAGAGCGGCGGCAGUGCGCAGGCUGCGGCGUGAACAGUGACACCGCGAUGGGAUCAGUGGACGUGGGGAGUGAAGGACUCGCGGACUUUGAACAUUGACGGAGAAGGACUAGAGGAGGCGGAGUGAGACUAAACGUUGCGUCAGCACAGCAAUGGAGGGGCUUUCAAAACAGUUUUGUUCCCUUAUUUUUGUACAUACAGUGCCAUCCUGUAUAUAUCGUCUCGCAUGCAGUUACCUAAGCCAGGUAGUUGUCUUUUUGUACUGUAUCGUUUCUGUAGAUGUCGUGUAGAAGGCCUCGGGCCGCACCUCUGUCCCUGUAUCCUCGGCCGAGCCGAGCGGCAGUCCCCGCGGCCGCCGCUGGCUCGACUGACGCGCCAACUCGCUGUGGAAGCGUCUGCUGGUCGUGUUGUUGCCGUGAAUGUUGCGGGCUCUACGGGAGCGUUUCAACUUCACGACUCUUGCCAGUGCUCGUGCUGUGUCAGGUUGUUGACGGAGCGGUCUCGAGGGGCCCUCGAGUCGCAGUCGCCCGUUUUCUCAGGCCGCUCGUUGUCAGAGUUUAGCCCGCUGUCACGGCAGUUGGUGUAGAUGUGGCGGAGCGUGCGUUUCCAGUGCUUUCGUUGUUUGGUGUUUGCUGUUGAACGCCCGAGGCCAGCGUUGUUAUGUAAACCAGACGCUGUUUAGGUGUUACAAAUCUUGGCCGACCGUUGGAUUUGAUUAUACGCUUGAGUGUACUGGUAUGUUGGAAGUAUUCCUGUUUAUUUUUGGUCGUUAUCAGGUGCCGAAAAGGGAGUGCAAUAUGUAUAAAUUGUACAAACCGGGAGACGGAGCGGGUGAGCGAGUGCUGUGCGACCUGUGGUGGUUAUAUUAGGCACCGCGCGUCUGUCCAGUGUGACCGUCGGCCUGUUUGUGGCUGUUUGUAGAGAAUUAGUGACCAUAUAUCGGGUGCCAAACGGGCCGACGGCGGCCCGCGCGGCGUCGCACUGUACAAAGGUGGUCGGACUCUGGGCCGGGGACGGCGGAGACCGCCCGCCCCGGCCGGAGCGGACGCCGGAGACUCCGGCGGCCGGCCGCCGCCCGUCUCCGGCACUAUCGAAUGUCAAUUCAGCGGCGAGUGGGUGGGCCGGGCCGGGCCGUGGCGCCGGCCGGAGACGGUCCCCGGUGACACCGACACCCGACACCGGAGGCGGACCAAUACACGGACCACUCGGA